This is a messenger RNA of Micropterus salmoides (largemouth bass), 4574 nucleotides long. RefSeq names its product solute carrier family 8 member 1a (gene slc8a1a). Lineage: Eukaryota; Metazoa; Chordata; Actinopteri; Centrarchiformes; Centrarchidae. The transcript has 10 exons. The coding region runs from base 220 to 3096 and encodes 958 amino acids. Gene Ontology annotation, molecular function: calcium:sodium antiporter activity. Gene Ontology annotation, biological process: cell communication; sodium ion transmembrane transport; calcium ion import across plasma membrane. The record is from RefSeq and is a predicted model, not a curated record. Gene Ontology annotation, cellular component: sarcolemma; postsynapse; axon.
GGUGACAGUGUUAUUAUCAGACUGUUUCUGUUUCUCGUCUCCACAUCAUCCGACAGGCUUUUAUUGUUUUACUGGAGGAGCAGUGGCAGUUUGUUCAGUGUUUCUGCCUCCACCAUGAAAACUCUUCAGUGGAGAUUCUGAUAAAAAACGUCCUUCAGGGAUUUUUUCUUCUGUCAGACACUGAAACAGUUUGAGUAGGUUUAAGGGUCAAGUGUCACCAUGAGCCCAGCCAGGACCUCGUCACCCUGGUUUCAGCUGCUUUUCUUUACGUUCAUCAUCUCAAUUGAACUUCCAUAUUUUGCAGCAGGAGGUUCUGCUCUGACCCUCAAGUCCAACAGCACACUCAGCAACCACACCAAAUGUGGAGGAACUACCGACUGCAUUGAAGGCGUUAUCCUGCCAGUAUGGAAGCCAGUAAACCCAGCCUUUACUGACCGCCUCGCCAGAGCCGCCAUUUACUUUGUGGGGUUGGCAUACAUGUUCUUGGGUGUCUCUAUUAUCGCUGACCGUUUCAUGGCCUCCAUCGAGGUCAUCACUUCCCAGGAGAGACAGAUCACCAUCAAGAAACCGAAUGGUGAGAAGAUCACCACGACGGUGCGCAUCUGGAACGAGACUGUGUCCAACCUGACCCUGAUGGCGCUGGGUUCCUCCGCCCCAGAGAUCCUGCUGUCAGUCGUGGAGGUCUGCGGUCACAACUUUAACGCCGGUGAGCUGGGUCCCAACACCAUUGUAGGAAGUGCCGCCUUCAACAUGUUUGUCAUCAUUGGCCUCUGUGUGUCAGUCAUUCCUGAUGGAGAAACAAGAAAGGUGAAGCACCUCAGGGUGUUCUUCGUCACCGCCACCUGGAGUGUCUUUGCAUACACCUGGCUUUACCUGAUUCUGGCCGUCUUCUCUCCAGGUGUUGUUGAGAUAUGGGAGGGGCUUCUCACACUCUUCUUCUUCCCCAUUUGUGUUGGAUUCGCUUAUGUGGCCGACCGCAGACUUCUAUUCUACAAGUACAUGUACAAACGAUAUAGAGCAGGGAAGCGGAAAGGAAUGAUCAUUGAAACAGAGGGAGAACCAGAACCUCCCUCUAAGGUUGACAUUGAAAUGGACGGGAGAAUUCUCAACUCCCAUGGAGAGGAGACAGGGUUUGAUAUGAAGGAGCUGGAUGACGAAGAGGCCCGAAGAGAGGUGGCCAGGAUCCUGAAGGAGCUGAAACAGAAACAUCCUGACAAGGAGAUGGAGCAGUUGAUGGAGUUGGCCAAUUACCAAGUUUUAACCCAGCAACAGAAGAGUCGGGCUUUCUACCGCUGUCAGGCGACCAGGAUAAUGACAGGAGCAGGCAACGUCCUGAAGAAGCAUGCUGCUGACCAAGCCAAGAGAGCCACCCAGCACGAUAUCUGCUCCGAGGUUUCAGUGAACAAUUUUUCCUCCAAGGUGUUCUUCGACCCUGGUGCCUACCAGUGUCUGGAGAACUGUGGCAGUGUAGCUCUGAACGUGGUGCGCCGAGGUGGAGACCUAACAAACAUGGUCUCAGUGGACUACCGGACUGAAGACGGCACAGCAAACGCCGGCUCAGACUACCAGUUCACUGAAGGAACUAUUGUGUUCCAACCAGGCGAGACUGAAAAGGAAAUCCGCAUUGACAUUAUUGAUGAUGAUAUCUUUGAGGAAGACGAGCACUUCCUGGUUCACCUUACCAAUGUGAAGGUCAUAUCAGAGGGCGCUUGCUCAGACACGUGCGAGGCAAACCACAUGGACGCCCUUGCGGGUUUAGGUCUGCCGUGCACAGCCACAGUCACCAUCUUUGAUGACGACCACGCAGGGAUCUUUACAUUUGAGGAGCCAGUGGUAACCGUGAGUGAAAGCAUUGGGGUGAUGGAGGUGAAGGUGAUCCGGUCCUCGGGAGCUCGCGGUGUUGUGGUAGUGCCGUACAAAACCACAGAGGGGACGGCUAAAGGAGGCGGGGAGGACUUUGAGGACACACAUGGAGUCCUGGAGUUUGAGAACGAUGAAAUCUUCAAAGCUAUUCAGAUCAAUAUAAUUGAUGAUGAAGAAUAUGAGAAAAACAAGAACUUCUUCCUAGAGAUCGGAGAGCCUCGCAUGCUGGAGAUGAGUGGGAGGAAAGCUAUGUUGCUUCAUGAAGUCGGUGGAUUCAUCAAAACAGGCAAAGACAUCUACAGGAAGGUCCAGGGACGAGAGCACCCCGCCCCCUCUACCAUCAUCAACAUCACAGAGGAGGGGGGUGAGGAGCUUUUGAGCAAGAAGGAGGAGGAAGAGAGGCGGAUCGCAGAGAUGGGCAGACCGAUGCUGGGCGAGCACGUCAAACUGGAGGUUGUCAUAGAAGAGUCAUACGAGUUCAAGAGCACCGUGGAUAAACUGCUUAAAAAGACCAACCUGGCCCUGGUGAUCGGGACUAACAGCUGGAGAGAGCAGUUUGUGGAAGCCAUCACAGUCAGCUCUGGUGAUGAUGAUGACGACGAUGAUGGCGAGGAGAAGGUACCCUCCUGUUUCGACUACGUCAUGCACUUCCUCACCGUCUUCUGGAAGCUUCUUUUUGCCUUCGUUCCUCCCACUGAUUACUGGAACGGCUGGGCCUGCUUCGUCGUCUCCAUCUCAGUCAUCGGCAUGUUGACGGCUGUGAUCGGGGACCUGGCGUCACAUUUCGGCUGCACAGUCGGCCUGAAAGACUCUGUCACAGCUGUGGUGUUCGUGGCUUUGGGCACAUCUGUACCAGACACCUUUGCCAGUAAGGUGGCAGCCACCCAGGACCAAUACGCUGAUGCCUCCAUCGGCAACGUGACAGGAAGUAAUGCUGUGAAUGUCUUUCUGGGUAUUGGCGUGGCCUGGUCCAUCGCUGCCAUCUACCACUACUCCAAGGGCCAGGAGUUCAGGGUUGACCCCGGCACGCUGGCCUUCUCUGUCACACUCUUCACCAUCUUUGCCUUCAUCUGCAUUGCCGUCCUCAUCUAUCGCCGCCGGCCCGAGAUCGGAGGGGAGCUUGGUGGACCCCGAGUCCCCAAGAUCCUCACCACCUGCCUGUUCUUCAGCCUGUGGUUAAUGUACAUUGUCUUUUCCUCACUGGAGGCCUACUGCCAUGUAAAGGGCUUCUGAAAGUUCUGCUUCCAACAGGUCCCCAACAGUCUCUGUUGAACAGUUCUGAUGGAUUUCUAAAGGUUCCUGCAUAUUCUGACAGGUUCUCACAUUUCUGUUAUUUGUCUAAAGGUUUGGUACAUGUCUACGUGUUGUAACUGACAGUUGAUGAUUCCUAGAGGUUCUGAAAGAGUUCUGAAAUCCUUAUUGUUCUAAAAGACUUUUUGAUGAUCUGGUUUCUAAACACAGAUACACAACUAUUGUGCUGGACUUUGUAUAGUUCUUUUCUGUGCUUAAGCGGUCUAGCAAGUUCAAAACAACUUUAAAAGGUUUCUAAAGGUUCUUGAAGUAUUGGACAGCUUCUUGACAGUCCUGAUGCAUUGCGAAGAAUCCUAUAGGUCUUGCAGAAUGUGACAGGUUCCUGUCAUUUUUCUAAGGGUUUGGACAAACUAAAGGGCUCUGCUGGGUUCUGACAGGUUCCUAUAAUUUAUGGUCUAAAGGUUUAGAUAGAGCAAUAAAAUGUAGUCCAAAAAUUGGAUCAGGUUCCUGAUUGUUGGUGGAUUCCCAGGGUUCUGGAUAUAUAAUAGUUCUAAUAGUUGUGAGUAUUCUGGUAGGUUUCUGACAUUUCUGAAGGCUUUUCUGAUGAUCUGACAGUUUAAGAAUUUGAAACUGUAAAGUAAUUUUAGGCUUGUUAAGGUCUAACAGGUUUAAAACAUUUUUGAUGGGUUUUUAAAGCUCCCAAAGGUUCCUGGCAGAUUCUGCAUGUUCUUGACAGUCCUGGUGGAUUUUUGUUAGUGUGGAACCCUCACCUGAAGCUUCUUUUUGACUUAAUCUGGUGUCCAUAUUGGACUGUUUUCUGGCUGCUGAGUGCUGGUGACCUCCAAGACUGGACUAUGUUCAUCCUUACAUACCUCCUGGACAUUUAAAGACCUGUAUCAUAACUUCUUCACCUGUACUUUUAAUCAAUGUGUAAUAUAAACAAUUUUAAAUUUUGUUGUGCAGCGACUUUGAACCACAGCCACAGUAGUGACGAGCCAUGGUGAUAAAGGAGGCAGCUCUUGUUGGAGAAGAAAACCUGCAGGACUUGUGAUGUUGAAGGCGACUGGAGGAGUAGUGUUGCACCUAAAUGAAUAUCUGCACUAAGUUUGAAAUAGUUAAUGUUGCGCGUAGGAGGAUCCAGAGUUGGUUGUUGAAGCAAUUAAAGGUCUUUGCUGCACCGAGACCAGAGACUCUACUGAGCUGAACCUGAGCUGCUGCAGCAGUGGAUUCUUAAUUUUUGCAAAAAUAACAUCGUGUAUGUGUGUUUGAGUGUGAGCACAUACAUAACCUCAAAGAACACUGAAAAGAGACGUCAGUCAUGAUGUUCUGUGAUAUGAUUGGUUUAGAAAAAUCAGCCAACUGGGUGCCUGUUGGAUGACGUAAACACAAGUGCUGUUGCGUAUUAUCUGAGAACAGAAUGCAGUGUCUUUCCUUUAAAUAUUAAAGUACAGUGAGUGACA